Anisakis simplex (herring worm) is the source of this 288-nucleotide messenger RNA. NCBI's taxonomy places the organism in Eukaryota, Metazoa, Nematoda, Chromadorea, Rhabditida, Anisakidae. The record is from the annotation of a GenBank genome assembly.
AUGUUCAGUGCAGCAUCACAACGAUUUUGCAUCUCAUCGGAUGGAGACGAUUGGCACAGUGCACUGAGAAGUGGACUACAGGCAAUCAUGCGUUAUGGACAUGCACAGCCUGGUUAUAGAUCAAUGGUCGAUCCACUCCAUAGUGCCGUGCAUUCGGUUACAUCAACCACUUAUGAGAAGGCAUAUUGGGAGAAAGUUGUUGCGGUAAUUUGCGUUUAUUAUCUAAAAAUUUCACUGAUGUCAUUGGCAUUUUAUAUAGCAAAGUUCCUAUUAUCCUAUCAAGAGUAG